AUGCGAUUGUGCCGCGAGCGUCUCGCCCUCUGGCUUGCGGCUAUACUCCAACCUUCGGUAGUAGUAACCGACACCGCCGGACCACUUGCGUGGGUAUCUAUCGCCGGUCUCUCCGUAUACUCUAUCGCUCGUCCCUGCGCAGCUGGAUGUAUCCGCUACAACGGCUUAUACAUGUGCGAAAUCAAGGCGGACGCACACGACGUUGGACUUACGCUCGGGUGUAGAUGCAAGCCGUUGAACGCUUGCUACUGCAGCGAAGGAUAUCAAAGUGCUGCAACGAGCUACAUCCAAAGCUGCGUCAGCGCGAAUUGCGAGGGCCUUCCGAAUGCCGACGGCGAUGUGACGAGCUGGGGCUCGGUAGUUCUCCCGGCGAACUCUACAGCAACUGCGACCGCGCCCGCGACCGACCGUCUCGAUAACCCCGCCGCUACGACAGCGUCCGGCGCAGAAGAAGAUGAGGGCGAUGACGGACUAAGCAAAUCAGAUAUCAUCGCACUCGCUACUGGCUUGGGCGUUGGUAUACCCAGUCUUGCCGUUGCGGCCAUCGCACUGGUGAUACAGCUAAGAAGGAGGAGGUCGGCGGCUGCGAUCGAGCUUGCUUCCGUGCUAACGCCUUCCACGAGUCAGACCAAUAUGCUACUUGGUGCGACACCUCGUGCUGGAUUCGGAGGAGCGGGACAGCAUGUACAGGCAUAUGAACUUGGUAGGAACCAAUGGAGAUGAGGUCAGAGGGCGGUGGAUAGCCUCUAAAGAGUCGCAUACGAGUGGGCUUUUUCGUAGGGCAGAUCCGUGCAGGUGCUCUGGAAGCAUCCUUCCGGCAUAUAUCAUCCAUUGUGAGGAAGGUUGUUGGAUAGAGGUUUAAAUUAAGAGGCCAGAUUGGUGCGACUCCCCGUUCCGUGUUUGGAGCGAUUAAGGAGGUGUGAACUUGAGAUGGAUGAGGUAUUACAUAUGCG
Messenger RNA from Trematosphaeria pertusa, 953 nucleotides. RefSeq lists its product as uncharacterized. The record is from RefSeq and is a predicted model, not a curated record. The transcript is spliced from 2 exons. Lineage: Eukaryota; Fungi; Ascomycota; Dothideomycetes; Pleosporales; Trematosphaeriaceae. Bases 1 to 723 code for a protein of 240 amino acids.